AUGGCGGUGCCCAGCGCCUUCCUCGCACCAGUUUUCCUCCUCCUCUGUGGGCUGGGGCCCUACCUUGCUGCUGCCCACAGCCCCCCAGGGGUGGAGUGUGUCCUCUUCAACGAGGAGUACAUGACCUGCAUGUGGGGGAGUAGAGAGAUGCUCACGACCAACUACUCCCUCUACUACUGGUAUGAGAACAAGCCCCCCGUGGUGGAGUGCAAGCACUACCUGCAGGACCGGGGCAUCAGCAUCGGCUGCCGCUUCCACCAGAGUGAGAUCAUCCAGUUCCAGGCUUUCCAUGUUCUCGUCAAUGCCAGCCUUGGUGGCAGGACCCUGGAGAUCCGCAGUGAGCACAUGGAACUGCAGGACCUGGUGAAACCGGACGCGCCUGUCAACCUGACCAUCCGCAACAUGAGCAACAACCAGCUGCAGCUGACCUGGACCUCCCCGUACCCCAAAGCCCAUUGCCUGGAGCAUGCUGUCAAGUACAAGAGCAACAAGGACACCAGCUGGACGGUGCACCCGGUGAAAGGAGACGUCUUCUCCUUCCCCAGCGUAGAUUAUGAGAAGUACUACACCUUCUAUGUGCGCAGCAAGAUCAACAUCUACUGUGGCAGCACCCAGCUCUGGAGUGAGUGGAGUGUCCCCGUGGUCUGGGGCAGCAACUCUACCAGCAAGGGCGCAGUGGAGGAGCAGCCGCACUGGUUCUGGAUCCACACAGUCUUGAUACCCAUUGCCUCCUGCCUGCUCUUACUGGUCCUCAUCAUCCUGCUAGUGCGCAUGGAAAGGGUGUGGGUCCUCCUCAUGCCCCGAAUCCCCAACCCCAGCAAGAAUUUUGAUGAGCUCUUCAUCACCCACAAGGGCAACUUCCAGGAAUGGGCUGGAGUCCCCAAAGAUGUCAUGGAGAGCUUCAAGCCCAACUACAGCGAGAACAUCUGCUACGUGAGUGAGCUGCCCCCCAAGGAGAGCUACGAGCCCCUCAGGGAGGGCAGCAACCAUCCACUGUCACUGAUGUCCAGGGCCCCAGCUGCCCCCCGCAAGCCCAGCCCCUACAAGAACAGCUUCGUGGGAGUGUGA
Molecule: messenger RNA, 1068 nt
Organism: Balearica regulorum gibbericeps (East African grey crowned-crane)
Lineage: Eukaryota; Metazoa; Chordata; Aves; Gruiformes; Gruidae
Gene: IL2RG
Product: interleukin 2 receptor subunit gamma
Biological process (GO): cytokine-mediated signaling pathway
Cellular component (GO): external side of plasma membrane; membrane
Molecular function (GO): protein binding; cytokine receptor activity
Source: RefSeq, a predicted model, not a curated record